AUGACGAGGUCUAUGAGUAUGGGACUAGAGGAGAAAGAGCUUCUGUGUCGCCGGGCCAAACUGACCCCAAGACAAGAGAAGGCCAGGAUUCUGAAGAUGAGGCUUCAAUUGGCCUACUAUAAGGUGAAAACCAACCAGGCUGAUGUUCCUGUUCAUCAGUUGAGGCUUCCAGGAGUUGGUAGAAAGUAUAAUGAUGUUUCCUUUACUCCUGAUACGGCACCCUGCUCUCCAAACCAACCUAUUCAUAGGAAGUCGAAGAGUCAGCCAAAGAGUCUCGACGCCCUUUCCGACCUGUUGGCAGCAUCAUCUCCACUUUUCAAGAGAACCAACCCCGUAAAUGCCACUCAUAGACGUCCUGGCAGAUCUGGAAAGCAUAAAAUGCUAAAAUCUAUUAACCAUUCCGGGAAAACUAGAGGGAAGAGACUAGACGAUGUGGUGGCAGCCAGAAAAUCCGCCUCUUCAUUAAUGCAACGGCAACAGCAACAGCCGCUCUCCAUGUAUGGUCAUAUACAUGCCUUCUCUAUUGACUGCACACGCUCACGGCCAUCAUAUCUUCAGCCUUUGUCAGCUCCUCCUAUUGCGAGUAGAAUGGGACUCACUCUUCCUACACCAUUUCACCAUCAAUCUUUUUCAAAUCAGACUUCCCCCUCGAGAUUCUUAAUUUCAAAUACCGGAAGAGGUAUUGCUAGGACAUCUAUAUUUCCUCCUUCUGUUCCAACCACCAAUUCUCAAGAUCUCGAUGCAACGAUAAUUCAAAACACUUCAUCUCUGAUCCUGACUCCUGUUAGAGGCACCCGAGCUCCUAAAUUAGGUGUUGCAGGUUCUUCUGAUAGGUACCAAUCCAUUAAUCAAGACGAAAUUCAAGCUCAAACUAAGUCUCCUUCGAGACUUCAAUCCACUCCCUCCUCAAUAGGCGCUGCUCGCUGCCUGUUACAGCUUGCACACAGAUGA
Molecule: messenger RNA, 951 nt
Organism: Brettanomyces nanus
Lineage: Eukaryota; Fungi; Ascomycota; Pichiomycetes; Pichiales; Pichiaceae
Exons: 2
Coding region: 1-951 (316 amino acids)
Source: RefSeq, a predicted model, not a curated record